GUCGUCGUCGUCUCCUCGCUAUGUUCUCGCUCGUUCAUCCUUGUGCUGUUGGUCGAGAUACUCGUGUCUGGUAUCUGCCUUCGUGUCAUCAUAUUCUAGGCGACCGCAGUCUAUGUACUCUGGAGACCUUCCUUCUUUUCUGCUACCCUCUUGUCCUUGUUGCACAGAGCGAUGGUACGGCCUGGAGACCUAGCGUCUGCCUGGUGACAUUGUUUCCAGCUGUUCUUUCUCCGUUCUGAACAACCAUCUGGACAACCAUGGCGGCUCCCGGCACAUCGGCAUCUCUGUCAGUACAACGGUCCGGAGAGGUCUCGGAAGUCACUCGUGAGUUCAAGGGGGAUCCCACUUCAGGCAGCGUAUCAGCCUUCCUUCUGGGGACUCUCCUUUGAUUCUCGUUAUAGUAUAGCCCUGGGAAACUAACACGCUUAUUUCUGUACAGAACUUACGACUUUCCCUGAUGACCUCCGGUCCAUGUGUCGCCAUCAUCUCGACCUUCCGUUUUCGGAGCAAGUACAAGGUAUCGUCCGGAUUAGGAAACACCAAGUGAACGCCCGAAUGAAGUGUUCAACUGCGUCUAUGAUGGACGACGGACUAGCCGAUUACAAGGGGCACUCCCAAUCCGUUGACAAGCAAGGUACGCGGAGGAUGGAUUAAAGUAGCCUGACGGUGGAGUACGUCCCGUUAGCAGUCGCUCCUCCGCUGCACUCCCUCGACGCUCGCGUCCCCGUGUUCCAACUACCUGCUCUUGUACUGUGUACGCGGUAGCUGCCUCUGAAUACACUUGAUCUUCGUCCCCUCAUCUGCACAAUGGUGUCUCCUGUCGACGAGGCGAUCAUCACCGGAUCGUUCUCCAUAUUCGGUGCCUGCCUGAUCAGUGUUCCCCUCUAUUGGCAUUUGGAAGCAUGGAACGUCGGAUGCGUCAUCUACAUAUUCUGGGUCGGUCUUCUCUGUCUGUUCAAUGGCGUCAACUACAUCGUCUGGAGAAACUCCGCGAUUGACUUCGCCCCCGGCUGGUGCGAUUUCUACAUUCGCUUCUACAUUGGUGCAUCGAUCGGCGUCGUUUGCGCUUCACUCGUCAUCAACCGCCGUCUGUACCAUAUCGCCAACGUCUCCGCGGUGUCGAUCACUCGCGCGGAUAAGCGGCGAAACAUGAUUACCGAUCUCCUUAUCGGACUCGGUAUCCCACUCCUCUCCAUCGCAGUCUACUGGUUCUACCAGGGUCACCGGUUCAACAUCCUCGAGGGCAUGGGAUGCCUUGAGGCGUACCCAAACACAUGGCUCGCACUCAUCCUCUACUUCCUGUGGCCCAUCCCUCUCGGUCUGGUUUCCGGGACAUACUGCAUCCUGACCCUCCGCGCGUUUUUCAAGCGUCGCAGGCAGUUCAACGAGCUCAUGGCGUCGAACAAGAACUUGACCUUCAACCGCUACUUCCGCUUGAUGGGUCUCGCCUCCAUCGAGGUGAUGUUCACGAUUCCCCUGACGAUCUACAACAUCGUCUCGAACUUCAAGCAAGACCCAUACCCGUGGCGCGGCUUCGCGGACCUCCACUCGGGCUUCGGCCGCGUCGACCACGUCGCCGCCAUCAGCUGGCGUUCGGAUUCGGCCACCGUGUCGCUCAUGCGCUUCAGGGCCUGGGUCCCCGUCGCGCUCGCGUGCACAUUCUUCUUGUUCUUCGGCCUCGCCGAGGAGGCGCGCAAGCACUACAAGAUGGCGCUCUCGUCCGUCGCGAAGCGCGUCGGUAUCACCACCUUCGACCGCACGGCGAGCACCGGCUUCAGCUCUGCGGGCUCCAAGUCGGGCUUUGGCAAGGUCACCAUCCCGACCUUCAUCCAGCCCAACGCGAGCAUGCGCCGCGGCUCCAUGGACAGCUUCUCGGACAGGCUGUCGACGAACAUCUCCAUCAGCGAGGUCGAGGAGAAGGCGGCGUACUCCCCCGGAGGCAGCUCUGUGGGCUCGAGUACUUACAUCUCCUCGCCGACCGACUCGGAGAAGGCCGAGAAGAACGCGCAGCCCUCUCCGAUCGCGUUGUCCGUGCCGACCAUCAACUUCCCCAAACCUCCACGCGCAUACCGCCCCGCCUCGCCCACGCCGUCCCACGACGACCGCGGCGACGCGGAUGUGCCUUCAUCGGUGCGCCCGAACUCUGGCAUCGACAUGGUUUGAGCUCCCACAUCCGGACUGUUAGGCUCCAGUUAUAUCUCCAUCCCAUCUCGCGAAAACCUUUCUACUCAUCGCCUCGCCUCCUUUCCGCUGCGUUUCCUCUCCACCAUCUGCGUCUCGGUUCGGAUUAUGGUUCUUAGGUCGCCUUGCCCCAGGCACAACUGUAUUGUUAGCACACCCGCAUACCCCCCCCCACACAUUACC
Molecule: messenger RNA, 2364 nt
Organism: Dichomitus squalens LYAD-421 SS1
Lineage: Eukaryota; Fungi; Basidiomycota; Agaricomycetes; Polyporales; Polyporaceae
Product: STE3-domain-containing protein
Exons: 4
Coding region: 808-2163 (451 amino acids)
Biological process (GO): G protein-coupled receptor signaling pathway
Cellular component (GO): membrane
Molecular function (GO): mating-type alpha-factor pheromone receptor activity
Source: RefSeq, a predicted model, not a curated record